AUGAUUUUUUCACGGACUGUCGCGCGGCUGCGCGGCUUUCCAGCUAGAAGACCAGCCUCCGGACUACGGCGUCUUUCGCAGAAAGCUGCUGAAUUCGCCGGGAGCAAGUUUUUCCAGGUUGCGGAGGAGGUCCGGGAUGCCGUGGCCACGGGGAAACCUGUAGUGGCGUUGGAAACGACGAUCUAUACGCAUGGCUUUCCAUACCCCGACAAUGUCGCCCUCGCAUCGCUGCUGGAAUCGGUUGUCCGCACCAAUGGCGGCGUCCCCGCGACUAUCGCGGUAUUCAAUGGCGUAGCUCGAGUGGGAUUGGGAGCUGAAGAGAUCAUCGAAUUGGCCUCGACAGCCAAGACGAAGUCGGCAUUGAAGGUUUCCCGUCGAGACCUUGGCUACAUCUGUGGUCUGGGAAUGGCAGGCAAACGCAUCCAUGGUGGCACCACCGUCUCAGGCACGAUGAUCCUUGCUCAUCUGGCUGGCAUCAAAGUCUUUGGAACCGGUGGACUCGGCGGCGUGCACCGUGGAGGAGAAAGCACCAUGGACAUCUCAGCCGAUCUUACGGAGCUGGGACGAACUCCCGUGGCCGUGGUCAGUUCCGGAUGCAAGAGCUUCUUGGACAUUCCACGCACUCUCGAGUAUCUCGAAACUGAAGGAGUCUUGGUCGGCACCUUUGCCGAUGGACGGACAGGCCCCGUAGACUUCCCAGCAUUCUUUUCGAGGGACAGUGGUGUAAAGAGUCCAAAGGUGAUCCAGGACGAGGCGGAGGCUGCCGCCAUCAUCUGUGAGUCCGAUCUAAUCGUCAUUCAUCAUUUGAUACAGCUUUUUACUAACGGGACGCCGUCAACAGUCGCCCAGUCUCAGCUCCCCCUAUCAUCAGGGAUCCAUUUUGCGAACCCUGUGCCGGAGCAGCAUUCGAUUCCCAAGUCUGAAAUGGACGAGGUGAUCAAAGAGGCACUUCGACUUGCUGAUGUCGAAGGGUUCCACGGAAGCGACAAUACGCCUUUCGUCCUCAGCAAAAUAAAAGAACUUACUGGCGGAAAGAGUGUUGCUGCCAAUCGAGCUCUAGUUGAAUCCAACGUGAGGAGGGCAACUAGAGUUGCCGUGGAGCUGGCUAAACUUGAGCAGGCACACGGCGGGCAGAUUGAUCGGCGAAUGCCAGUGAGUUCUGGAGCAGUAUCUGACCCCUCUGCGUCAAGUCCGCCCCCAUUGCAGCAUGACAAUAAGGUAGAAACUCCAGUGUCAUCCACUGAGUCGCAGAAACGCGUGGAAAAGGCAGAUGUCCUGGUUGCAGGGUCUCUUGCAAUCGACUUCUCCUGUGACUACGCCCCCUUGGGUGACCGGAGGAAAGAGAUAUCACCAUUUCCACACACCUCCAAUCCAGCCAUCAUUGGACAAAGCUUGGGUGGUGUAGGACAUAACGUCGCCCUUGCUGCACGCUACGCUGGCAGCUCUGUUCUUUUCUGCAGCGCAGUGGCAGACGACCUGAGCGGCCGGGCUGCCCUUUCGGCUCUUGAGAAAGAGAACUUGAGUACAAAAGGCGUCCAGACAUUGCCACCAUCAUUGGGAGUGAGAACGGCACAGUAUGUCGCUGUAAAUGACGCGAAGAAAGACUUGGUCGUUGCCAUGGCAGAUAUGGGCAUUAUGGAGCUCCCUGAGCAUGACUUCAACUUCGAUAAUUUCUGGGAUCCGAUCCUGGCCCGGACCAAGCCAAAUUGGGUCGUGGUAGAUGCGAACUGGAGCGCGGGAGUUUUGGCGAAAUGGAUUUCUUGCGCCAAAUACCAUGGCGCUCGGGUGGCUUUUGAGCCUGUAUCGACCGCCAAAUCGACGAGAAUCUUCAGCAAAGACAGAUCAGGCGGCGCAGUAAUUGGACCAUCAGACACGGUUCCCAACCAUAAAUUGAAUCUCGCGGCUCCAAACAGGCUGGAACUGGCGUCGAUGUACACGACGGCUCGCGAGAAUGGACUUUUCGACUCUUCCGGGUGGUGGAACGUCAUCGACGCGCUGGGCAUGUCGAGCUCUGGGUCCCGAGAUCGGCUGAUCUCCAUUACGUCCAAGGCCAUCGUCGACGAGGGCCUUCCGCAGCAGAGCAUCCAGCUGCUGCCAUUUAUCCCAUGCAUUCUGACCAAGCUGGGGCCGCAGGGAGUGUUACUCACGCAGUUGCUCCAGCCCAACGAUCCCCGGUUGACCUCUGCUGACUCCGCGCCCUACAUCCUGUCUCGAGCAACUGACAACAGUCUCAUUGGAGGGGUCUAUAUGAGGCUGUUCCCUCCGGAAACCGUUCUGGCAGACAAAGACGUUGUCAGCGUGAACGGCGCGGGAGACACGCUGCUGGGGGUCGUCAUGGCCGGACUGGCGAUGAAGUCAGAAACGAAACAAGUAAAGAGACUUGAAGACAUUAUACCCGUUGCCCAGAAAGCUAGCCUGAAGACACUUCAAAGCCCUGACAGUGUGAGCGUCGAUAUCCGAGGCUUGAGAACGCUAUUGGAAUAA
Rasamsonia emersonii CBS 393.64 is the source of this 2484-nucleotide messenger RNA. Its product is annotated as IdgA domain protein. NCBI's taxonomy places the organism in Eukaryota, Fungi, Ascomycota, Eurotiomycetes, Eurotiales, Trichocomaceae. The transcript is spliced from 6 exons. Bases 1 to 2484 code for a protein of 827 amino acids. Gene Ontology annotation, molecular function: pseudouridylate synthase activity. The record is from RefSeq and is a predicted model, not a curated record.